AGCAUUACGCCCCGGAAUCACAGAAGGUCCGCCGUUCUCCCCAAGGUCAACGCGAUACUCUCAAAUUUUGGAUCCAACAAUCGUUUACUCAUCUCAAAUACAAGCUAACAAUAGAAAACAUUCUGAUACCGGUCUUGUCUUGACACAAAAUGUCAGGACAUCACCACCACAAUCAUGACCAUGGCGGACAUUGCCAUGGAGAGGAUGGACAUGAUCAUUCGAACGAUAUCACCCCUGCUAUUCAGUCCCUUCUUUACUCACAGAUUGCUUUCGAUGCUAUUACCACAUUGAACGAAGCCACACCUAAAUCAGGAACUGCUAUUGUGCAGAAGACAUGGGCUGACCGAUUAAAUGAUGAGCCUGAACUCGAAAGCGAUGCGGAUGAGCAGCUCUUAAUGUACAUCCCAUUCACUGGACAAGUCAAGUUGCACUCCUUGCUCAUCUACACCGCACCCACACCAUCUGCACCCAAAACUUUGAAGCUCUUCAAGAACCGGAAUGAUCUAGAUUUCGCAACUGCCUCAGAUUUGACACCCACGCAAACAAUCGAGAUCCCACAGCCAGUUCCAGGAUCUGACGUUUUUGAGCUGCCCCUCAAUCGCGCUCAUUGGAAUGCGACUACUUCAAUCACCUUGUUCUUCGAAGACAACUGGAGCGGCGGAGAAGAGGAUGUGACAAAAGUUGGAUAUAUCGGUUUCAAAGGCCAGUUUAUGGCUCUGAACCGUGAACCGGUCAGUUUCCUCUAUGAAGCUGCUGCAAAUCCUAGUGAUCAUGUAGCUAUUCCCGGUGUCAGCGGAGUAGGAGGGAGAGUAAUGCCUGGUCAAUGAGUCCUUCGCUCCAUGACUGGAAAUUAUGGCGUACGAGACGACAGAUAGCUAAGGUAGAAGUGUUUCCAUGCCUGUCGUGUUGCUUUUUUGGAGCGGCUCAACUCGAUUAUGUACAUGACUCCAGAUGAAACUAAUGAUAUGAAACUGGCGUCUGCUGUAUAAUAGACGCAAUUCGACCGGAAAUAUGGCCGAUGCAAGCUUUAAGCUUUCAUGGCUGAAGUUCUAUCUCCAGA
This is a messenger RNA of Aspergillus novofumigatus IBT 16806, 1060 nucleotides long. Its product is annotated as PITH domain-containing protein. Bases 150 to 827 code for a protein of 225 amino acids. Gene Ontology annotation, cellular component: nucleus. The record is from RefSeq and is a predicted model, not a curated record. The transcript is spliced from 3 exons. NCBI's taxonomy places the organism in Eukaryota, Fungi, Ascomycota, Eurotiomycetes, Eurotiales, Aspergillaceae.